Aspergillus clavatus NRRL 1 is the source of this 1071-nucleotide messenger RNA. RefSeq names its product zinc-dependent alcohol dehydrogenase family protein. The record is from RefSeq and is a predicted model, not a curated record. Gene Ontology annotation, molecular function: oxidoreductase activity. The transcript has 3 exons. NCBI's taxonomy places the organism in Eukaryota, Fungi, Ascomycota, Eurotiomycetes, Eurotiales, Aspergillaceae. Bases 1 to 1071 code for a protein of 356 amino acids.
AUGGCGCCGAUCAUCAAACAAUGGAAGAGUAAUCUCCAGGGCUUCGACAGUCUGCACCAGGCCGAAGCUCCCAUGCCCACACCCGGUAAAGGCGAAGUCCUUGUGGAAAUCCAUGCCGUCUCUCUCAACUAUCGCGAUACCGAGGUGGUCCAAGGAGAGUACAACCAUCACAAAGCCACCGAUGGCAUCGAAACCGUCGUCGUUCCCUGCAGCGAUAUGAGCGGCGUCGUCACGCAGGUGGGGGACGGCGUGACCACCUGGAAAGUCGGCGAUCGCGUUCUCUCGACCUUCCUGCCCGAUCACCAGACCGGACAAGUGACCGAGAAAGAGCUCGGCGGAAGCCUGGGCUUACCGGUGGACGGAGUGCUAGCCACACACCGAGUGUUUCCGGAGCGCGCCCUGGUUCGGGCUCCGGCGCAUAUGAUGCACGAAGAGGGCAGCACUCUCCCCAUUGCGAGUGUGACGGCGUGGAUGUCGAUCAAUGGGAUGCGGCCGAUGGGUCAGAACGGUGGCCAGGGGGAAUAUGUGCUUCUUCUUGGCACCGGUGGCGUCUCGAUUGCCGGGUUGCAGAUUGCCAAGGCGUCUGGCGCGAAGGUGAUUAUUACUUCGUCCUCCGAUGAGAAGCUGGAGCAAGCGAGGAAGCUCGGGGCCGACUACACCAUCAACUACCGCACGCAGCCUGACUGGGACAAGGAAGUGAUGCGAGUGACCAACAACCACGGCGCGGACAUCAUCCUCGAGACUGGCGGGUCCGAUACCCUGAGCAAGACCUUUGACUGUGCUGCCUUUGGCGGGUUGAUCGACUGCAUCGGCUACACCUCCGGCAAGCAGCACAACCCGAACGACCGCUUGAACAUGAACGUCCUCACGCUGCGCAAGGACCUGACGAUUAAGGGGAUUAUCAACGGGCCCAAGGACCGGUUCGAGGAGAUGGUCCAGUUCUACGAGAAGCACCAGAUCCACCCGGUCGUCAAUCGGGUCUUCCCCUUCGAGGAGGCCAGGGCGGCAUUCCAAUUCCUGGCCAGCGGGGCGCAUUUCGGCAAGGUCGUGGUCAAGGUGAAGGAUCCGUAG